ACCAUUUCUAGUCAUUUUUCCUCCCCUUCCCCCUCAUCAAUAUGGCCAUGACGGGUUCAUGAGGAACCCAGAGACGAUCUGGGUUCGUCCACCAUUUCCAGCCAUUUUUCCUCCCCUUCCCCCUCAUCCCCUUCCCCCUCAUCAGCUUGGCCAUCUCAUGAACCCAGAUUUGCUUUGGGUUCGUGACGAACCCAGAGCAGAUCAGGGUUCGUCGCGAACCCAAGUCUGCUCUGCUCUAGUUCGCUGCUCUACUCUGCUCUGGGUUCGACGCGAACCCAGAGCAGAUCCGGGUUCGUCGCGAACCCAAGUCUGCUCUGCUCUGGUUCGCUGCUCUGCUCUGCUCUGCUCUGGUUCGCUGCUCUACUCUGCUCUGGUUUGUUGCUCUGCUCUGGGUUCGACGACGAACCCAAGUCUGCUUUGCUCUGGUUCGCUGCUCUGCUCUGCUCUGGUUCACUGCUCUACUCUUCUCUGGUUCGUUGCUCUGCUUCGUUGCUCUGCUCUGGGUUCGACGCGAACCCAGGUUUGCUCUGGGUUUGUCGCGAACCCAGGUCUGCUCUGGGUUCGGCGCGAACCCAGAUCUCUUCUGGGUUCAUCGCAAACCCAUUUCUUUGUUGCCAUAGAUUAGGAAGAUGUAUGCUAACUCUCUCAUUCAUGGUGAUUCACACAUGCUUUUUGCAGAGGAUAGAAUAAGGUAAAGUAGAUUUAUGGAGGAAACAGUGGCAUUUCUUCUGAAAUUUUAUGUUGCUUUUAAUUGUGGAGUACUGAAUGAAAGAGGAUGAAAGAG
Molecule: messenger RNA, 784 nt
Organism: Rubroshorea leprosula
Lineage: Eukaryota; Viridiplantae; Streptophyta; Magnoliopsida; Malvales; Dipterocarpaceae
Source: the annotation of a GenBank genome assembly